Messenger RNA from Glossina fuscipes, 2694 nucleotides. It is a transcript of the gene Dop1R2, whose product is annotated as dopamine receptor 2. NCBI's taxonomy places the organism in Eukaryota, Metazoa, Arthropoda, Insecta, Diptera, Glossinidae. Gene Ontology annotation, molecular function: G protein-coupled receptor activity. The record is from RefSeq and is a predicted model, not a curated record. The transcript has 4 exons. Bases 294 to 2267 code for a protein of 657 amino acids. Gene Ontology annotation, cellular component: membrane. Gene Ontology annotation, biological process: adenylate cyclase-activating adrenergic receptor signaling pathway.
AAUAAAUCAAACAAAAUCUUUAUUCAACGGUUCAGAGAGAAAAGUCAAAAAAUUCCGCAUUUUUGCCAUUGCUUCGAUUGGUUUCUUUACGGAUUAUGUUUCACAGCACAUGACUUUCAAUAUAUCAUAGUUACUUACGUUAUACGCCUGCCCGUGUACACACAUCAUAUUAUAAAAUAUAUUCCGGCAAGGCCGUUCCGUGGAGCCAUCAUGUCUGCCAAUAUUGUUCUUGAUAAUCCAAUUUUGUGGUGCGUUAUAUUAUAUCAUUUUAUCCCUACGAGACUAUUAACUGCAUGCUAGUAUACUUACUGCAACAGCCAGCAUCUAAUCAUCGAUAUAUCAAAGACAUUGUAGCGAAUUUUUGGAAAAUAUUAAAAAAAUAUUUGGUUUUCUUUCCAUUGCCUGAGUCGAUUCAGUCGAUAAUGAAUAAUGCAAUCGGUGGCAGCGCAGGAAAUGUCACGACUACCCUUACUAAUGGAUCUGUACCCUAUUGGGAAUAUGCCGCCUUGUUGCAACCUCUGUCACCAGGUGGACCACGAGCAUUGGCGACCACAAAUCAAGAACAGAGUGCACUUCACUAUCGUCACCACCGUUUACAACAAUUACAACAAGCACCCGCCUUUUCACAUAGCGAGAAUCAGACUCGUACUCAAGCAGAUAUGGAAGAGCAAGCUUCCGACAAUAGUCCUCUUUCUUCUGAUACUCAUCAUGCUAAUGUCUUCUAUUCGAGCUUUAAUAUUUCUGACGAUCUAUUCUACUAUUUUAAUGGCUAUUUGGGGCACAAUGAAGACUCUUUAUUGCCUGCCGAGGCAGUCGUGGAUAGUUCUACGUCAUCUACUGAAGGUGCUAAUUACAAUAUCACGACUCCUAGUAUACCAGUUGACGAACUUAACUUCGCCGAAUUCCUUCACAAUCUGCCGAAAGAUCGAGUUAGCUUACUGUCGUUCCUUUUACUCUUCUCGUUUGCCACCGUCUUUGGCAAUUCAUUGGUUAUUUUGGCGGUUGUGCGCGAACGUUAUCUGCAUACAGCAACAAAUUACUUUAUAACAAGUCUAGCGGUCGCUGAUUGUCUGGUGGGUUUGGUUGUAAUGCCGUUUUCAGCUCUCUACGAAGUAUUGGACAAUACGUGGUUCUUUGGAACCGACUGGUGUGAUAUUUGGCGUUCAUUGGACGUGCUAUUUAGUACGGCGUCUAUAUUAAAUCUUUGUGUGAUUUCAUUGGAUCGAUAUUGGGCGAUAACGGAUCCAUUUUCGUAUCCCAUGCGCAUGACUGUUAAACGGGCUGCUUUGCUUAUUUGCGCCGUUUGGAUAUGCUCGAGUGCGAUUAGUUUCCCGGCGAUAGUGUGGUGGCGUGCAGCGCGUGAUGGCGAGAUGCCAGCUUACAAAUGCACCUUCACGGAGCACUUGGGCUAUUUGGUAUUCUCAUCAACAAUAUCCUUUUACUUGCCUUUACUUGUAAUGGUUUUUACCUAUUGGCGUAUAUACCGGGCGGCGGUAAUACAAACGCGUUCACUGAAGAUCGGCACUAAACAAGUGCUUAUGGCCUCCGGUGAAUUGCAGUUAACGCUACGUAUACAUCGUGGCGGUACGACAAGAGUGCCAGCAACCAGCUCUCACCAUCAGACGCUGCACGGAUCGUUGGGUGGUGGAAGUGGAUUAGUAGUGAGCGGUAGUGGUGCACAAGAUCAUCCACAUCCACAUUCACACCAUCACCACCACACAUCGUCGCAUCAUAAUCAACACAAUGCGAGUGGGACCAAUACUUCAACACCCGAAGAGCCUGACGAUGAACCGCUUUCGGCUCUGCAUAAUAACGGUCUGGCGCGGCAUCGUCAUAUGGGCGGUAAAAAUUUCUCGCUAUCGCGUAAAUUAGCGAAAUUCGCUAAAGAAAAGAAAGCUGCCAAAACGUUGGGUAUUGUGAUGGGUGUGUUCAUCGUAUGCUGGCUACCAUUUUUUGUAGUCAAUUUAUUGUCCGGCUUUUGCAUGGAAUGCAUCGAACAUGAAGAGAUUGUAUCGGCCGUCGUUACUUGGCUCGGUUGGAUCAAUUCGUGCAUGAAUCCUGUCAUUUAUGCCUGCUGGAGUAGAGACUUUCGAAGAGCAUUUGUGCGUUUAUUGUGCGUAUGUUGUCCACGUAAAAUACGUCGGAAAUAUCAGCCAACCAUGCGUUCGAAAUCUCAGAGAUUUGCAACGCGACGCUGUUACUCAACAUGUUCCCUGCAUGGUGUACAACAUGUGCGACAAAAUUCUUGCGAACAAACAUAUAUCUAGCAAGCAAGCAAGCAAGCAAGCAAUAAGUAAUCAAAAAGAGAAAAAAGUUGUUCACCUAGAAGAGUCAAUUGGAUGAUAAUUAGCCUUUGCCGGCAGCUAAGUAAAGAACGCCGACCACAGGAAAGAGGAACCAAUGUCAACAGAUACUUUAAGCUCACGUACAUAACUACACCUGUGCCUGUACCAUUUACGCUCUGUGCCAUUGAAGUUUUUAAGGCUUUUUUUCAAAUUCAUUUUCACUGACAUCAGCGACCAGAGCCAAAAAGUAUUCGCAAUAAGUGCAUCGUUUCUUAUACGAUGUUUCGAAAUCAUUUAUUAUGAGCAAUUUAAUUAAAAGUGAUUACAAAAGAAUUUAAGAACAACAAUAGAGGCAACUUUUUCGUCUUAAUUAUAUCGUUUGCAAAGCGAACGAGUUACUCAUUAAUUC